AUGGAAAUACUUGGAAUGUUAGAUCCUCAUGUGGUUACACUCUCUUUCUCUAUCGGUUGUCAUAUUGAGAGUGUAUGUCUAUGUCCCCUGCCUAAAUCUGCUGGAGUUAAUGUCUAUGUCUCUACCUUAGACGUUGAAGCUUCUGUCUCAAGCAUAGAGACUCCGGUCCAUAGCUCUAUUCCUGCCUUAAACAGUAACGUUGGUUCUGGCUCUGUCUCUACCUUUGUCCCAAAUGUUGAAGCUGUUUCAGAUACUGUAAUGGCUUCAAUCGACUCAACCAUUGUGGAGACUGCCUCUGCUCAAGACUCAAUAAUCCUAAGGCAACCUUCAGCUGUUAAUUUGUCAACCACGACGCAACUUCCGCCAUCAACUACAGUCAUUGAGGCUGUACCAAUUUGCGAAACACCACAUCCUCAAUCAAUCCCUUUGGUUAAGGAGGAUGUUGUUGUGAUUGAGCCCUAG
Arabis nemorensis is the source of this 462-nucleotide messenger RNA. The record is from the annotation of a GenBank genome assembly. Lineage: Eukaryota; Viridiplantae; Streptophyta; Magnoliopsida; Brassicales; Brassicaceae.